UGGAGUCAUUGCACAUUGUGGUAUUAGUACUUUUACUGCAGUAAGGGAUCUGAGUACUUUUUCCACCACUGCACAGGUUUUGAUGAGUUGUUGAGGUAUUUCAGUCUGAAAUACCAAAGCAGUCGCCCUCCAGUGAUCCAUCACACGGGCGCCACGGUUACACACACACACACACACACACGCACACACACACACACACACACACACACACUGACAGACAGAGAGGAGAUAUAUGUGUCAGGGAACUCCGUCUCCACGGCAACGGUAAACAGUUUUGUCAGUGUGACUUACACACAGGUGAAACAUUAGCCGGACCAAGAGAAAGAAACCACACACACACACGAACACACACACACACACACACACACACACACACACACACUCUGCUUAGGACAGAUGGCGGAUUCACAGCGAACAUCUGAACCCAUCAACUUUGUGCAUCAGGAUGAAAUCUGGAAAGCACAUGUAAAAGUUGAGAAGAGUUCAGCUGAAGUCUGGCCGAACAAGUGGGGCUUCCUGACAGAGGCCUAUAAGGAGUACGAGAGGGACAGUGUGAAGCUGAAAGAGGCGAGAGCGGAGCGUCCCCGUCACCUGGCAACACAACCUCCGACCCCUCCAGAAAAAAUCAUACAAGUUGGCCCCUCUCCUCCAGUUCCUCAGACGUCUCAGGCUCUGAUUGGUUGGCGUUCAGCUCACUCACAUCUUCAGCUAGAAAAGUAUUCCACAGUGCAUCAUGGGAGGCGUAGUUUCCUGAAGGAGCUUGGCUGGCCUCUUAAUGCCUGCAUCUGACUGUGUGGUCUUGGCUAAUGACUGACUGACUGACUGGCUGACUGUGUGCACUACGAACUAUGAAUAAAGACAUAAAAUAAU
This is a messenger RNA of Centropristis striata (black sea bass), 870 nucleotides long. RefSeq lists its product as uncharacterized. The transcript is spliced from 4 exons. Lineage: Eukaryota; Metazoa; Chordata; Actinopteri; Perciformes; Serranidae. Bases 397 to 789 code for a protein of 130 amino acids. The record is from RefSeq and is a predicted model, not a curated record.